Hippopotamus amphibius kiboko is the source of this 621-nucleotide messenger RNA. It is a transcript of the gene RPS24, whose product is annotated as ribosomal protein S24. Gene Ontology annotation, biological process: translation. Bases 135 to 533 code for a protein of 132 amino acids. Gene Ontology annotation, molecular function: structural constituent of ribosome. NCBI's taxonomy places the organism in Eukaryota, Metazoa, Chordata, Mammalia, Artiodactyla, Hippopotamidae. The transcript has 5 exons. The record is from RefSeq and is a predicted model, not a curated record. Gene Ontology annotation, cellular component: ribosome.
GCGCGGUCGGCCUCGAGGUCUGGCCACGCCCCCACGCCGGUGCCGUUCGGGGUCCUUCCAUGAGCGUUGAUAUGAUUGGCCGGCGAAAAAUAGUCCUCUUUUCCUUCCUGGCUGCUUGACGAUCAGCCGCCAUCAUGAAUGACACAGUAACUAUCCGGACCAGGAAGUUCAUGACCAACCGACUACUUCAGCGGAAACAAAUGGUCAUCGAUGUCCUUCAUCCUGGGAAGGCAACAGUACCUAAGACAGAAAUUCGGGAAAAACUAGCCAAAAUGUACAAGACCACACCAGAUGUCAUCUUUGUGUUUGGAUUCAGAACCCAUUUUGGUGGUGGCAAGACAACUGGCUUUGGCAUGAUUUAUGAUUCCUUGGAUUACGCGAAGAAGAAUGAGCCCAAACAUAGGCUUGCAAGACAUGGCCUGUAUGAGAAGAAAAAGACCUCAAGAAAACAGCGAAAGGAACGCAAGAACAGAAUGAAGAAAGUCAGGGGGACCGCAAAGGCCAAUGUUGGUGCUGGCAAAAAGAAGGAGUAAAGAUUCUGCAGUGACUGUAUCUGUGGUGAUUGUGCAGAUUUUUCAUGAGAGAGUUAAUAAACUAAGACCUUUGACAUGUCUGGUUGUU